GUUUUACGUCAAUCUUUUUAAUGGCCAAAGUUUUAUUUUUUUUAAUCUGUAGUUGGUGAGUGGUUGGUGACGUUGGGCUUCCCGUGCUUUGCUUUUUGGCUUUUUUCGCGUGCAAAAGAAAUCGAGAUAUAAUAUAAUGGCCGGGGACUACGGGGACUGGCUGGACGCCUCCAUGGACAUCAUGGAGGAGACCAGAUUCAAAAAAAGACACAAGCCGCUGAUACAGAGGUUGGAGAAGAAGCUGCACUUUGACUACGUGGAACUGGAGGCGCUGUCGAUCAUGUACUACAAGCUCGAGAAGGAAAACGAACAUCACGGUCAAGGGAAAAGGGAAAGGGGCGUGACCAAGAUCCAGUUCCGAGACAUGUUGCACUGCGCUUUGGACAUGACCGACGACAACCUCAUGGAUAGGAUGUUCCUCGCCGUCGACAAGGGUCCCAGCCCGUUUAUCACCAUGGAAACGUGGGCCACGACCCUGUCUUUGUUCCUCAGAGGCACUUUAGAGGAGAAAAUCAAUUUUUGCUUCACGGUCUACGACAUCAUGGGCGAGGGAGUACUGGCGCGGGAUAACAUCUUCCACUUAUUGAGGGGCUCGAUGGUCAGUCAAGGUGGGGAGGACGCGGACGAAUCGGUCAAGGACAUGAUCGAAGUGAUAACGAAAAAGAUGGACCUCGACAGAGACGGGAAGAUAUCCUUUAACGAUUACAAACAGUCGGUGCUGAAGAACCCGAUGCUGCUCGAGGUUUUCGGUCAAUGCCUGCCGUCGAGAAUGGCAGCGUACUCCUUCCUCACCACUUUCACUCACACGCCACCCACCCUGUAGGAAAAAAAAUAAAGAU
Cylas formicarius (sweet potato weevil) is the source of this 839-nucleotide messenger RNA. RefSeq names its product calaxin-like. Bases 137 to 823 code for a protein of 228 amino acids. The record is from RefSeq and is a predicted model, not a curated record. NCBI's taxonomy places the organism in Eukaryota, Metazoa, Arthropoda, Insecta, Coleoptera, Brentidae. Gene Ontology annotation, molecular function: calcium ion binding. The transcript has 5 exons.